UCCAUCGCCUGCCUAUGCCCAAUCUGAAGGACGAGCUCCAUCAUUCGGGGUGGAAUGCCUGUAGCAGCUGCUUUGGGGAUGCCACAAAGAAAAGAAACCGUCUGAUUCUACCAAGUCUGAUCUCUUCUCGCAUUUACGUGGUGGAUGUGGGAACAGACUCGCGAGCUCCUAGAAUCCAUAAGGUUGUUGAGCCCGUGGAGGUAUUCUGGAAGGGCAACGUGGCUAAUCCUCACACCUCGCACUGUCUGGGCAGUGGGGAAAUCUUAAUCAGCUGUUUGGGAGACCCUGCUGGCAACGGAAAAGGUGGCUUUAUUUUGCUGGACGGAGAGACCUUUGAAGUGAAAGGAAAUUGGGAGAAUGGGGGAAAGGUGCCCUCCCUGGGUUAUGACUUCUGGUAUCAGCCACGCCACAACGUCCUGAUGAGCACUGAAUGGGGAGUCCCAAAAGUCUUGUCAAAUGGGUUUAACCCAGCUGAUGUAGAGAAAGGGCAUUACGGCCGCCGCAUUAACGUGUGGGACUGGAGCACUCACACCUACAUCCAGUCAAUUGACUUGGGGAAGGGCUCCAUACCUCUGGAAAUCCGAUUCCUCCACGAUCCGGACGCUGCAGAAGGGUUUGUUGGGUGUGCUCUGAGCAGCACGGUGCAUCGGUUCUACAAGACAGAGAAAGGAGACUGGGCGGCAGAGAAGGUGAUUGAAGUGCCCAGCAAGAAGGUGCAAGGAUGGCUCCUCCCUGACAUGCCUGGUCUUAUCACUGAUAUCCUCAUCUCGCUGGACGACAGGUUCCUGUAUUUCAGCAACUGGCUGCAUGGAGACAUCCGCCAGUAUGACAUCUCCAACACCCGCAAACCCAAGCUGGUGGGACAGGUGUUUCUGGGAGGCAGCAUCACAAAGGGUGGGCCUGUAACCGUAGUGGAAGACAAGGAAUUGCAGAGUCAGCCCGAGCCAGUUGUGAUCAAAGGGAAGAGGGUGCCGGGUGGACCUCAGAUGAUUCAGCUCAGUUUGGAUGGGAAGAGACUGUAUGUCACCAGCUCUCUCUACAGCGGGUGGGACAAGCAGUUCUACCCAGAUCUUGUCAGGGAAGGCUCUGUUAUGCUGCAGAUUGACGUGGAUACUGAAAGAGGUGGAUUGACAGUGAAUAAAAACUUCCUAGUGGAUUUUGGGAAGGAACCUGAUGGGCCUGUCCUAGCUCAUGAGAUUCGUUACCCUGGUGGAGACAGUACUUCUGAUAUCUGGAUGUAAUUGUUGUAUGGAGGUGAUUUUGGUUUUUUUUCUUAUGUAUUUUUUUUUACUCUUUCUUCCUGUCUCUCCUCCCUACCCUCCACUUCCCUUUUCUAUGGGCGAAUCAGUUCAGCUGGGACUUUGCUACCUAAAUGUCGAAUUCCGUUAGGGUGAGCCACAGAAGCUCC
Pterocles gutturalis (yellow-throated sandgrouse) is the source of this 1408-nucleotide messenger RNA. RefSeq names its product selenium binding protein 1 (gene SELENBP1). NCBI's taxonomy places the organism in Eukaryota, Metazoa, Chordata, Aves, Pterocliformes, Pteroclidae. The transcript has 9 exons. The coding region runs from base 15 to 1241 and encodes 408 amino acids. Gene Ontology annotation, molecular function: protein binding; selenium binding. The record is from RefSeq and is a predicted model, not a curated record.